Molecule: messenger RNA, 990 nt
Organism: Erigeron canadensis
Lineage: Eukaryota; Viridiplantae; Streptophyta; Magnoliopsida; Asterales; Asteraceae
Product: putative ubiquitin-conjugating enzyme E2 39
Exons: 7
Coding region: 1-990 (329 amino acids)
Molecular function (GO): ubiquitin conjugating enzyme activity
Source: RefSeq, a predicted model, not a curated record
AUGGAUACAGUGAUAUCAUAUGUAAAGAAGCGAGUGCCUAAAUUUGCGGAUGAUCCUCACCCUCUUGAGAGACUUACUGUUGGAUGGGAAGAGACUAAACGAAAGUAUGGCGAAGGAGUUGAGGUUGUCACCAGCCAUUGUCCUUAUCCUUGUGUUGUUGAUAAGGUUCUCAUCGAGGCGGGUACAAAACUCGAAAGGAAUCAACCUGUUGUUCGCGUGAAGGCUCUUGUUCCUUCAACUUUCACCUCACAGUUGGAUGUAUCUGAAUCCGUUAAAUUGAAGUAUAAAAAGUCUCUCGAGGAGAAAUCACGUGUCGUUGCAUACGCCCCCCCUGCAUUGCAACAGCCAGACUGGGUUAAAACACUUCAGGAAGACUGGAGAAUUCUUGACCAACAUUUGCCUAAUACUAUCUUUGUCAGGGUUUAUGAAAAGAGGAUGGAUCUUUUGAGAGCUGCAAUUGUUGGACCGGAUGGGACUCCUUAUCAGGGCGGUCUCUUCUUCUUCGAUUUUCACUUCCCUAACGACUAUCCUAAUAGUCCUCCUCUUGUGCGUUAUCGCUCUGGUGGUCUCGGUAUCAAUCCAAAUCUGAAAAUGUGUGGUGAAGUCUGCCUGAGCCUUUUCGAUACAACUUCAAGAGAAGAACACCCUGAUUUUAACCCAAAGCCUUUCUUCAACUCUUGUGAACGUAUGAGAGGCCUUGUCAAUGGCGAAUAUCCUGCAUUGCUAUACAACGAGAAUACUAUUGUAAAAUCCCUCGUGACAUUGGCGCAUACCAUGAACAAACCUCCCAAGUUUGGGUGUCUUGUUGGUGAUUACAACCGUACCUCACUUGAGUUCAAGAAUGAGGUGGCAUCAUGCAUUAAGCCCCUUGUAGAUGCAUUUAACAAAAUCGGAGCAAAUGAAACUCAAGAAUUCCUUAAUCUAAUUCAAGAGACUAACGUUGCGAUUGACGACAUGGAUGAUGGAGUGAACAAAAAGAGGAAAGUAUAA